This is a messenger RNA of Peromyscus eremicus (cactus mouse), 2098 nucleotides long. It is a transcript of the gene Pdha1, whose product is annotated as pyruvate dehydrogenase E1 subunit alpha 1. The transcript has 12 exons. The record is from RefSeq and is a predicted model, not a curated record. Gene Ontology annotation, cellular component: intracellular membrane-bounded organelle. Gene Ontology annotation, molecular function: pyruvate dehydrogenase (acetyl-transferring) activity. The coding region runs from base 100 to 1272 and encodes 390 amino acids. Gene Ontology annotation, biological process: pyruvate decarboxylation to acetyl-CoA. NCBI's taxonomy places the organism in Eukaryota, Metazoa, Chordata, Mammalia, Rodentia, Cricetidae.
GGUCUCGGCUCCGGGCGCCUCAAGGAGACUUGGGGACGCCCGAACCACUCCUUUUGAGUGCCCGGGUGCCGCGGCCACCGCGUGGGUCUGCUGCGCUCCAUGAGGAAGAUGCUCGCCGCUGUGUCCCGCGUGUUGGCAGGCGCUGCGCAGAAGCCGGCAAGCAGAGUGCUAGUAGCUUCCCGUAAUUUUGCAAAUGAUGCUACAUUUGAGAUUAAGAAAUGUGACCUUCAUCGGCUGGAAGAGGGCCCUCCAGUCACCACAGUGCUCACCAGAGAGGACGGGCUCAAGUACUACAGGAUGAUGCAGACUGUUCGGCGAAUGGAGCUAAAGGCAGAUCAGCUGUAUAAACAGAAGAUUAUUCGUGGUUUCUGUCACUUGUGUGACGGUCAGGAAGCCUGCUGUGUGGGCCUGGAGGCUGGCAUAAACCCCACCGACCAUCUCAUCACAGCCUAUCGAGCGCAUGGCUUCACCUUCACUCGGGGCCUGUCCGUCCGAGCAAUUCUUGCAGAGCUAACAGGAAGAAGAGGAGGCUGUGCUAAAGGGAAAGGCGGAUCGAUGCACAUGUACGCCAAGAACUUCUAUGGGGGCAAUGGCAUCGUUGGAGCUCAGGUGCCCCUGGGAGCAGGGAUUGCUCUGGCCUGCAAGUAUAAUGGAAAAGAUGAGGUCUGUUUGACUUUAUAUGGUGAUGGUGCUGCUAAUCAGGGUCAAAUAUUUGAAGCUUACAAUAUGGCAGCAUUGUGGAAAUUACCUUGCAUUUUCAUCUGUGAAAAUAACCGCUAUGGCAUGGGGACAUCUGUCGAGAGAGCAGCAGCCAGCACAGAUUACUACAAAAGAGGAGACUUUAUUCCUGGACUGAGGGUAGAUGGAAUGGAUAUCUUGUGUGUCCGAGAGGCAACGAAGUUUGCAGCUGCCUAUUGUAGGUCUGGUAAGGGGCCCAUCCUGAUGGAACUACAGACUUAUCGUUACCAUGGACAUAGUAUGAGUGACCCUGGAGUCAGUUACCGCACUCGAGAAGAAAUCCAGGAAGUAAGAAGUAAGAGCGACCCUAUUAUGCUUCUUAAGGAUAGGAUGGUGAACAGCAACCUUGCGAGUGUUGAAGAAUUAAAGGAGAUUGAUGUGGAAGUGAGGAAAGAAAUCGAGGAUGCUGCCCAGUUUGCUACAGCUGAUCCAGAGCCACCCUUGGAGGAACUAGGCUAUCACAUCUACAGCAGUGAUCCUCCCUUUGAAGUGCGUGGUGCCAACCAGUGGAUCAAGUUUAAGUCAGUCAGUUAAUGGGAGACUGUGAAAUGGAUGGCCGCUCAUCAUCCACUCUUGGUUCAGUGUGAGGACUCCUGCGUUUGUCUUCUGUGCUGGGAGACUGCAUGCCAGAGCCUACAGAGGACACCACCGCUGCAAAACAGGAGUUUCCAUAAGAAAAGCAAACUUAAAACAGCAACCUCCCAAGCAGGAGAAGCAAGCAUUUGAUCUACAGGAUUACAUUUGCCAGCUACUCUUUCUAAUAUAAUCUCUAACUUAUUCAAAUGUGUUGUCUUUGUCUGGACCUGGUGCCAUAGGAGUGUUGGUGGCUCUGUGUAGAGGUGUGGGCAUUUUAAACAAGAGUGAAAAGAUAAUUUCAUUAAGAUCGGAGGAAGCUACCAGCAUUUUGUUUUUGUACUUCAUUUAAAAAUAUUCACUAAGACCUAUUAUUCAAACCAUUUGGAAGCUCUUACCGUAGUCUGAGGCACCUUAGGUCUUCCUUAGUAAUGUUGUUGAGAAUAUCAGAAAGUGUAUAAUCCUCUUCAACAAUCUGAAACAAUGAUUCAGUGUAUGAGAUAAGCAGCUUUUCAACAGUAGCAUAGGAAUACUUUGAUUUAGAAAUUUACCUUUUCUAUUGUAUUUGCAUCCACUCCUUGUAGUUGCAACCAGUCUAUAAGUUCUCUGUCUGUCCCCAGUUCAUCCGGGGGUGCCGGAUUCUCCGUACCACCUAGAAUGAUUUCCAGUUUUGUUUUAUUGUAUAGUAAUGUAUAACCAUAAACUGCUUCAAAAGUAACAAAGUGGAUGUAAUGACAUAUCCAAAUAGAAUGUAAAUGUGAUGUGAAAAGGAAAUGAAUUAAACUUU